AUGCGCUGGAUCGCCCCCUCCCUUGUGGCAUCCCUUGCCCUCGUCCCCUCUGUAACGGCCCAUUGGAACCUCGCCUCGCUCAUCGUCAACGGUGAAGUUACCGAAGAGUACCAAUAUGUCCGCCGUACAAAGAACAGCAACAGCCCAGUACAAGACGUCACAUCCACCGACAUAAUCUGCAACAACGGUGGAAUCGACGACGACGUCCUCGCCGAGACCGAAACGUACGAAGUCGCACCGGGAGACCAGGUCGGCUUCACGGUCCGCGAUCUCUGGGGACACCCGGGCAUCCAGCAGGUAUACCUCAGCAAGGCGCCGGAGACAGCAAAGACGUACAAGGGCGACGGCGACUGGUUCAAGAUUUACUCGCUCACGACCUCGAACCUGACCUCUGAUCCGAUCACCUGGGCUCCGUUCGAAGACAAUGUCGGUAUCAAAAGCUUUGUCUUUAACCUGCCCGAGGACCUGCCUGCGGGCGAGUAUCUAAUGCGCGGUGAGGGUUUAGCCCUGCAUGGCGCCGGUGAGUUCGGCGGCGCACAAUUCUACAUUGGCUGUGCGCAGAUCAAGGUCACCGGCAGUGGUAGUGGAACCCCAGGUCCCACCGUACAGUUCCCCGGCGCCUACACUGGAAACGAACCGGGUAUCCUCGUGGGAAUGUACUGGCCACCUCUCCGAAACUACACGGCCCCUGGCCCGGCCGUGUGGCCCAAUGACUGCGAAGACCACACGCCCAACACGCUUGAGAGCCCGGACGACGGCGAUUGCACGCCCUUGCCCGCCGGCGCUGAAGGUGACGGGAGUUCUGAGAGCCCCGAGACUCCGACGACGACCUCUUCCACAGCCCCUUCGAGUCCUGCUACUACCUCUGUUCCCUCGCCUGCUUCGACGCCUUCCAGUCCUUCUACCUCUUCGGCAUCUACUGUUCCCUCGAGCACUUCGACUCCGGUGCCUGAUGAGAGUAACAAGGGUGGCCAGGAAUGCUCACGCCGUCGUCGCAGACGCCGCCAUGUGCAGUAGAAUGCCCGUUUCUUUCUUCUUUACUCCUUCCACAAUGGGAUUUGGAGGAUUUCAAUUUUUCUUUUCUCCUUAGAGAAGGCGCCUUUACAGCAUAGGGUUCGACUAUGGAAGGAUCACGACGCUGGACAAACUACCAAAGCGCCCUCUACUACCAACGCCUGCCCCUUUUUCACCGUCUGUUUCUUUUGAUGUACUAUAGUCCAGAAUAUACCUCCCAUGUCUGGAGGCCCAGUCCACGCUGGACAGUCCAAGACGCAUCUUUCAUAUGCCCGCCUCCCAUUAGUAGUUAUUCCGACCUUA
Aspergillus calidoustus is the source of this 1317-nucleotide messenger RNA. Lineage: Eukaryota; Fungi; Ascomycota; Eurotiomycetes; Eurotiales; Aspergillaceae. The record is from the annotation of a GenBank genome assembly.